Molecule: messenger RNA, 2412 nt
Organism: Ogataea angusta
Lineage: Eukaryota; Fungi; Ascomycota; Pichiomycetes; Pichiales; Pichiaceae
Exons: 1
Coding region: 1-2412 (803 amino acids)
Biological process (GO): protein deubiquitination
Molecular function (GO): cysteine-type deubiquitinase activity
Source: RefSeq, a predicted model, not a curated record
AUGCCCUCAGGAACCAGCAAACCCCGCAACCUUCACGAGCUGACGGGGCUGGUGGAUGAGCUGCUUGAGUCGCUGGAAGUCGGCUCCUCGAACUCCACCAAAGAGCACCUUGUGAAGGCCCUUGAGUGCAUCGAGAACUACAAAGGCGUUGUUGGGCAGAGGCGUGUUUCUGAGCUCGCGGCGUCAGAGUUCGAGGAGGGCUUCAUCUACUACAAUGCAGCAUCCAGGAUUUUGAGCGAUCUGAUCCCAAGACUCGACGACUAUAGACAGCUCAAGCAGAAACCCAGCUUGUACCAAUUCUACGCAGAUCUGAUCAACUAUCUGGUGAGACAGCGCCCCACAUAUGAGGCCAUGAAACAGCAUAUUCGUGGAUCUUCCGACAGCCUGGUUCUGAGGCUACAGACCCUCAAGAGCGGGACGGAGAUAGCGUCCAACGGCUCGUCUAAACAGGACGUCACCCAGUUGUUCGACUCCUUCGACGCCGCCAUUUCGGUUUCGCAGCUCUCAGUGCUGCUCAAACACCACUCGGAACUCGUAUUGCUCAUAGAUCUGCGCCGCAAACGAGAAUUCGAGUUUGAGCAUAUAGAUCUCGCAGAUUACAUCAUACAGCUGGAGCCCGUGUCAAUUAGAGACAGCUACACCUGCCACGAAAUAGAAAAAUAUUCCAUGAUCACCGACACAGACGAAGAGCGCGAACUGUUUGCGCAGCGAGGCCGCUUUGAGCUGGUGGUUGUUCUGGACUACAAUUCCACCAAAGAGUCCAAAAGCCCGGAACUUGCGCGAUUGAUUUCCAUACUGACGACCAAGAAUGCUGGAGUCUUCCUCAAACGCAAUCCCGUCAUUUUGGACGGUGGCUACAAGGCGUGGUCGGAGUCCCGGUCUGCUCUGUCGUCACCAAUGCAUGGUCCCCGGCCUGUUUAUGGACGUGAUCGGUCUGAGUCUGUAAACUCCAUUUCCAGCCACGACGACCUGACAGUCAAACGAAAGACAUCUUACAACGAACGGGCGCUCAUCAAGAACGUCGGCGAGUUUCUUUCCAGCCAGUCCAGACCGCAAUCCAGCCACAGCUCUAUCGAGCUGAAAACUCCAGCAGCUGUGCCCUACCUCGAUAUGUAUACUCGCAACGGCCUCCCGUCUCCAAAACCCGAGUCUUCCAUAUCGUCGAGCUCACCGUCGCGGCCUUCUCCUGCAUUUCUGUCGCCGGUACCUCUCCCCAGCUCGCGAAGCUCGCCGCCGAAAGCGCAGCUACCAAUGCUGCCGGCGAAACCCGCAUCGUCGCCAGCGCCGGUCUCCAGAUCAAGCUCUGUGUUUCAGAGCUCUUUGAGCGUCAUGACUGGCCUGUCAAAUCUGGGAAACUCCUGCUAUAUGAACUCUGCGCUUCAGUGUCUGAUUGGUUCCAAACGACUCACAGAGUUCUUCAUUGUCGGCACAUUUAAACAACACAUCAACAUGAACUCCAGACUGGGAUCGAAGGGCAUACUAGCAAACGAGUUCUCCUCGUUGCUCACAGAGCUGUACAAAAAAAGCACCCCCAGCCGCCCGCAAUCAGUAACGCCUCGUCAGUUCCGCAAAGUGAUAGCAUCUCUCAAUAGCAUGUACAGAACCUUGGACCAGCAAGAUUGCUCGGAGUUUUUAAACUACGCUCUUGACUCGCUUCACGAGGACCUCAACGAGAACGGCAACCAUCCGAAACUGCCCGAGCUGAGCAAAGAAGAGGAGGAAAAACGCGAAAAGCUGCCAAUUAGAAUCGCCUCUACAAUCGAGUGGGAACGGUAUCUGAAGACCAACUUCAGUAUCAUUGUGGACAUUUUCCAGGGCCAGAUCAUGUCACAGCUCCGGUGUCUAAAUUGCUCAACCACUUCGACCACAUACAACGCUUUUAGCACUGUGAGUCUGCCGAUUCCCGAAAACGGCCCCAAAUCCACGCUGGGCGCAUGUUUUGACGAAUUUGUCAAACCUGAGCUGCUCGACAACGACAAUGCGUGGCUGUGUCCGCACUGCAAAACAAAACAGCGUACGCUGAAACAUCUCCAGAUCUCCAGACUGCCCCAGGUGCUGAUCAUCCACCUCAAACGCUUCAAAAUGGGCAACUAUCUGACAAAACUCAAUACUUACAUCGACUAUCCUCUGGAGCUGCAGCUAGACAAGUACUGGCCCAACGUCGAGAGCGAGCUUGAGCGCAUCGAGCUCAGCAGACUGCCGAUCAGAGGACAAGUUCCGCCUUUCAGAUACAAGCUCUACGGAGUGAUCAACCAUUUUGGAAACCUCAUCAAUGGCCACUACACUGCUUUUGUCGAGAAGGGGCCGGGCAACGGCUGGUGUCUAUUUGACGACGAAAAGGUGUACAAAAAUUGCGCGCCAAAUAAAGUCGUCAACGGAGACGCAUACAUGCUAUUCUACGAGCGUGUCUAA